UUGUUGUUGUUAUUAUUAUUAUUGUGCCAUCGUUGAAGCGACUCCGUCGUCGUUUUGAUAAAUGAGCCUACAGGAUAGCCUCUUCGCCGAAGAUGUGGAGUACGACGUGAAUCUAUUUUUGAAAGACAAUAGAAAAAAAAGGGUCCUUGUGUUUCCUCCUGUAAACAACUAUCGACGAUAUCUCAUACAUCAACUUGUGCAGGAUCGAUUUGCCGAUUUCCUGCGCACCUUCUCCAUCGGCCAAGGGCUCGACAGACGUACCGUCGUCUGCUACAAGACGGACGUUAUAAGGGAGCCAGGAUCAAAUGCUGGAGAACAUAAAGAAAGUCCUACGAAAAAUUUGUCCUGUGGAAUGGGUGUUGUAGAACGGCGAUCUCCACCGAAAUCACCGGAACGUAUUCGUCCUCAACAACAACAACAACAACAACAAUACCAUUAUCAUCAUCAUCAUCAUUAUCAUCAUCAUCAGCAACAACAACAACAACAACAACAAAGGCAAACAGAGCCAAGGAUCGUCUCAAACUCCAAGUCCAUUGCACCUGCCGUAGAAAUCUAUGUACCACCUCCGGCCAGAAAAGCAAGAAAUGAACUACGUUCGCAACCUCGAGAAACUUUAACUAAUAUUAAAACUGAGGACGGUAACGAUAACAACGAUAUCACUGUAUUACCCUCCACCUCAUCUUUUAUGAACGUAAGAAAUAAUCGUCAAAGAAGACCAGAUCGUGCUGUUUACGUGCCAAGGCAUAGAAGAAGCGUGGAUGGGGAAAUUGGUUCGCGUCGUAUUUACGAGGACAAUCUUAUAUUGCAAGAUUCAUCGCGAUCAACAUUAAUAACGGGAACUUCCUCCAACAGCAACGUUAUUUGCGAAGAACAGCAGGAGUUACGGCAACAGCAACAACAACAGCGAACAGAGGAGAUCGUAUUAUCAUCGUCGAAAUUAAAUAACGUGACUGAACGUUUAACGUCAAAUAUUAUUGAAAAGGAUAACUCGAGUACGAACAGGGAUCAUUCACCGCAUAUUCUUGUUGUUGAUUCGUCGAAAUCAUUAAGCGUAAAAGUGAAAGAAAAUACGGAGGAGGAAGAAGAAAAACGGCAAGCGGUGAAACUCCUCGAGGAGGAGGAGCAAGAAGAGAAGGAGGAGGAGGAAGAGAAAGAGGAGGAGAAGGAGUCAACGAUCUCAAAAACGGACGAUUGUUCUACGCACGAGAAAGAGAAGAAAGAGGAAGAGGCAAAAGAGAAGGAAGAAGAAAAGAAGGAAACAGUGAAAGCUGAACUAUUACAAAGUGAUGAUACAUUGGUAUCUUUGAAGGAAAGAAAAUUUAUCGAUGAUAAUAAUAAAGAAGUAAGGACCAAGGAAUUAUUAUUAUUAUUAACCGAGGAAGAGGAGGAAGGGGAGGAGGAGGAGUCAAUAGAAAUUUUUACAAACGUGCAAUCAUCGUCAUCCUGCGAAAAGGAAAGACAUUUUAACGAUAAAACUCGUAAUAACGUCGAAGAAAAAGAAGAAGAAGAAGAAUUGGUCGAGUCCGAGAUCGUUAAUAAAAGAUCCAUAAUGUCGAACAACGUCGAGAGAGAUGAACCAAUAGAAAAUGUUGAAUUGGAUCGUAACGAGACCAUCGUUAAGAAUAAUAACGAGAGUAACAAUACCAUACGACAAAAUACAAUGGUGUCUAACGUUCUUAUAAUAUCCGAUGUAAUAACUGAUAAAGAAUCACCGAAAAAGGUUGUUAAGGAAGUAGUACCGGUGCCGGUUACUGUUGCACCGCCAGAAAAAAAAGCAAAGAAGGUCGAACGAGCAAAAAGUAAACCAGCACCGCCUCCCUCGCCUCCGAUUAAAAUUAGCAGAGACGAAUGCGACUGGGAUAGUUUGUUCGACGACAAUGGCGAUUGUUUGGAUCCGUCAUUGAUAGAAGAGUUAACAUCGGCCGUCGGCGAGGUUAUGAUAGAACAACCAAAGAACGAUUACAAAAUUUAUACCAAACAAGUCGUUGAGGUCUCUAGCGAUGAGUUUGCUCAUGUAGUUGAAAUUUACAAUUUCCCAUCGGAUUUUAAAACUAGCGAUUUGGCCGCUGUUUUUAGCCCAUUCAAAACUGGAGGCUUUGAACUUAAAUGGGUCGACGAUACCCAUUGUCUUGGUGUUUUUAGCAGUCCUCUCAUUGCCGCAGAGGUAUUGGCUUCGGAACACCCGUUCGUCAAAACCAGACCUCUCAGCGAAGCUACGGCAUUGAGUAAAACGAAGGUAAGAAAAAGCGCUGAAUUUUUACAACCAUACAGAAGUCGUCCGGAAACUUGUGCCGCUUUGGCGAGAAGGUUGGUUACAGGUGCUCUAGGUGUAAAAUUAGCGACAGCGAGACAGGAACGCGAACACGAAAAGAACGUAUUGCGCGAAGCUAAAGAGAAAAGAAGAUUGGCCAAUAAACAACGAGAAGAUGCUUGGGAAGGUAUUAUCCCUCAAAAGUAGCAUUACCUUCUUUUAGUGGUCCAAUGAACUGAUGGAAUAAGAUAUACCUCGUAAUCGUAUGACCUACGUUGCCUCUACACGUAUUUGUGCCUUACUCAUCUAUGUUUUUUAUCGUAAACAGUACGUACGUACUUUUAGAAUCGGAAGGAUUACUGAUUUAGGGGUAAUAAUUUUAAGUGAUUAGUUUGAUAGAUGAGUGUGGCAUGAGAGAAAAAAAGGAAAGAAGUAAUAAUUAUGAGAUUUUUCAUGUGUCCCUGUUACUUUUUUUUCUUUUUUCUUUUAUCUUUUUUUUUUCUUCGUAUAUUAACGAAAAGAGUAAAAAAGGAAGAAAACGAAAAAUAAUAUGGGAUACGAAAUGAAAAGUUAAUUUAUCGUACUUACAUAUCAUAAAAAACAAAAAAACAAAAAAAAAAAAUAUAUAUAUAUAUAUAUAUAUAUAUUAUAUAUAAUACGCGAGCUAUUUAGUGAAUUUCAUUUUUUUUCCUUUUUUUUUUUCCUUUUUUUUUUUUUCCUUUUUUUCUUUUUUUCUUUUUCGAUACGUCAUUUUCCAAGUGACGAUCAGAGACAGGAUAUAUAAUCGUAUUUUUUACGUACGAAUCUCCCGGGAAAGAAAAAUUUAAGAAAAAGAGUAUUGUUGAACAAAUCUCUCCUAAUACAUCCCCACCCCACUCACCACCACCCAACCAAUUCCUCCCCUCAAUCAAUCAAUCAUCAAACCCCAAAGGUUAGUAACUUUUGAAGAUUUAUUAGGACGGAGUCUGUUUACGAAGAAGUUGUGAAAAUGGCAUAUUGUUAUAAGUUUUUACUCUGUGCAAUUUUAUGAAAGACAAUAAAUUAGGAUUUUAAGAUAUUA
This is a messenger RNA of Vespa mandarinia (Asian giant hornet), 3311 nucleotides long. RefSeq lists its product as uncharacterized. Gene Ontology annotation, molecular function: nucleic acid binding. The record is from RefSeq and is a predicted model, not a curated record. NCBI's taxonomy places the organism in Eukaryota, Metazoa, Arthropoda, Insecta, Hymenoptera, Vespidae.